AUGAUCGCAAUUUUCGACGAAGAUGGCGGCGGUGACGUAGAUUUCCAAGAAUUCGUUUCCGGGUUAUCGGCCUUCAGUUCGAAAGGUAACAAAGAGGAGAAGCUUCGAUUUGCCUUUAAAGUAUAUGAUAUCGACCGUGAUGGGUACAUAUCAAACGGGGAGCUGUUUAUUGUUUUGAAAAUGAUGGUUGGCAGCAACUUGAAGGACAACCAGCUCCAGCAGAUAGUGGAUAAGACCAUUAUGGAAGCCGAUCAGGAUGGUGAUGGGAAAAUAAGCUUUGAAGAGUUUACAAGGAUGGUUGAGAACACCGACAUCAGCAUGAGUAUGACUUUGGGUAUGUCUAUAAUUCCCCUUCCUCUCCUUUCUCACCUCACUCGGAGAAGCGUUAUUCUAAUGCUAUUAUCAACUAACUAA
Trichophyton benhamiae CBS 112371 is the source of this 414-nucleotide messenger RNA. RefSeq lists its product as uncharacterized. The transcript has a single exon. The record is from RefSeq and is a predicted model, not a curated record. NCBI's taxonomy places the organism in Eukaryota, Fungi, Ascomycota, Eurotiomycetes, Onygenales, Arthrodermataceae. Gene Ontology annotation, molecular function: calcium ion binding; calcium-dependent protein serine/threonine phosphatase regulator activity. The coding region runs from base 1 to 414 and encodes 137 amino acids.